Molecule: messenger RNA, 1406 nt
Organism: Drosophila takahashii
Lineage: Eukaryota; Metazoa; Arthropoda; Insecta; Diptera; Drosophilidae
Gene: eIF3m
Product: eukaryotic translation initiation factor 3 subunit m
Biological process (GO): cytoplasmic translational initiation
Cellular component (GO): eukaryotic translation initiation factor 3 complex; cytoplasm
Molecular function (GO): translation initiation factor activity
Source: RefSeq, a predicted model, not a curated record
CUCCCGUCGCUCUCUUUCCUUUCGAGCUGUCAAAGCGCCGAAGACGUGUGUGCGUGUUAUUUUCGACUGCAUUUGUUUAAAAAAGUGGAAUAACAUUUAAUAAAACCAUGACUUCGCAUCCGGUUUUCAUAGACCUCUCCCUGGACGAGCAGGUGCAAGAGCUGCGCAAGUAUUUCAAGAAGCUGGGAGCCGAAAUCUCAUCGGAGAAGUCCAACAAAGGAGUGGAGGAUGAUUUGCACAAGAUCAUCGGCGUCUGUGAUGUUUGCUUCAAGGAUGGGGAGCCCUCGCAGAUUGACGGCAUCCUGAACAGCAUUGUGUCUAUUAUGAUCACGAUCCCCCUCGAUCGCGGCGAGAACAUUGUGCUCGCCUACUGCGAGAAGAUGACCAAGGCUCCCAACCACCCACUCGGCAAGGUGUGCCUCCAAUCGCUGUGGCGCCUGUUCAACAACCUGGACACCGCCUCUCCCUUGCGCUACCACGUCUACUACCACCUCGUCCAGGUGGCCAAACAGUGCGAACAGGUGCUGGAGGUCUUCACCGGAGUGGACCAGCUCAAGUCCCAGUUCGCCAACUGCCCGCCGUCGUCGGAACAGAUGCAGAAGUUGUACCGCCUGCUGCACGACGUGACCAAGGACACCAAUCUGGAGCUGUCCUCCAAGGUGAUGAUUGAGCUGCUGGGCACGUACACGGCGGACAACGCGUGUGUGGCCCGCGAGGAUGCCAUGAAGUGCAUUGUGACCGCUUUGGCCGACCCCAAUACAUUCCUGCUGGAUCCUCUGCUGGCACUGAAACCAGUGCGCUUCUUGGAGGGCGACCUCAUCCACGACCUGCUGUCCAUCUUCGUGUCGGAGAAGCUGCCGGCGUAUGUGCAGUUCUACGAGGACCACCGGGAGUUCGUCAAUUCGCAGGGUUUGAACCACGAGCAGAACAUGAAGAAGAUGCGCCUGUUGACCUUCAUGCAGCUGGCCGAGAGCAGCCCCGAGAUGACCUUCGAGACGCUGACCAAGGAGCUGCAGAUCAACGAGGACGAGGUUGAGCCCUUCGUCAUCGAGGUGCUGAAAACGAAGUUGGUACGCGCCCGCCUGGAUCAGGCCAACCACAAAGUUCACAUCUCGUCCACGAUGCACCGAACCUUCGGAGCGCCGCAGUGGGAGCAGCUGCGCGAUCUGCUGCAGGCCUGGAAGGAGAACCUCAGCACAGUGCGCGAGGGCCUGACGAGCGUCUCGUCGGCGCAACUGGACCUGGCUCGCACUCAGAAGCUGAUACACUAGGCACGCCACUCCCCAAAACUGCAAUGAUGAUGAUGAUGAACAAAUGCUAGCCUCGGGGCAAUGGAAUUACGACCUAAAUUAUUUUCAAGAGUGCGUGGUUUGGAUAACUUGAAUAAAUUUAUAAGUAAAAUCGUU